Messenger RNA from Metopolophium dirhodum (rose-grain aphid), 3007 nucleotides. RefSeq names its product lon protease homolog 2, peroxisomal-like. Gene Ontology annotation, molecular function: serine-type endopeptidase activity; ATP hydrolysis activity; ATP-dependent peptidase activity. Lineage: Eukaryota; Metazoa; Arthropoda; Insecta; Hemiptera; Aphididae. Gene Ontology annotation, cellular component: peroxisomal matrix. The record is from RefSeq and is a predicted model, not a curated record. The transcript is spliced from 16 exons. Bases 275 to 2653 code for a protein of 792 amino acids. Gene Ontology annotation, biological process: protein catabolic process; protein processing; protein targeting to peroxisome.
UAUAUUAAUCUUUUUCAGACUAUAGUAAACAAGUAGUUUGUUAAUUUGUUUUUGUAUUUUGCUUUUUCUUGUUACUUGUUGACGCAGUGCACGGUGUACCUGACAUAUUACCUAAAUAUAUAUAUUUUCUCAUGUGUUGUUAGUUGUUUAGUGGUUUUAACGUUCCUUAUUCAUUUUUAUACUUUAUUAUUUAUUUCCAUUUAACGAAUUUCAAUAACAUUUUGAAACUAUAUAAACUUUAAGACUUUAUACUUUUGUUAAUCUUAAAGGAAAAAUGAAUAUUCCCAACGAACUGCCUAUUAUUUAUACAACAAAAGUUCUGAUUCCCGGUUAUAUUUUGAAAAUUCGAUUACAAGUUGAAAACUACUCUAAUUUAUUGAAUUAUCUUCAAACAAAUUGUGAUUCAAAAUCAAUACAUAUUGGUAUAAUACCAGAAUCAGAUUCUGAUAAGGCUGAAAAUAUAAUUGGAACAGUUGGUCAGGUUCUAAGUAUAAUUAAAGUUGAUUCUGUUCCUGAAGAUUUUGUUUUGGUCACGGAAGGAAUAUGUCGUUUUAAAUUGGAUGAGACAAUUUCUGAAGAGCCAUUACAAAUUAAUAAAAUCAUUACAAUUGAAAAUUUUAAAAUUCUUCAAGGUGACGAAAAGACAAUACAUGAACUCAACACUGAGUUUAGUAAAGUGGUGAAUGACUUUUUAACAUAUUCUGAACCAAGCGUAUUUGCAAGAGAUACCCUGAAGAUAUUAUUUAAUAAAACUCCCUUGUAUCAAACAAUAGAUUUUUUACUGAAAACUUUUGUACGUUUAACUCCAGCUGAUGCCUAUGAAAUUCUUAGAGCUACAAGCUUAAACAAUCUAUUGAGAUUUGUUAUAAAUUGGUUAAAGCGAGAAACAAUUAAUGAGCACAAAUGUUCAAAAUCUGAAAAAACCGGUUUAGUUCCAGUCCCUUCGACACUUCUUAAUGGUAUUGGUGCGAAUAGGAGUAUUUUUCUUAAGAAACCAAUUUCACAAGAACUAGAUCAAAUACAAUUAGCAAUUAAAGAUUCUGGAAUGCCAACAUCAAUCCAUAAAAUGAUUAUGAAAGAAUUUAAAAGACUUUGUGAAAUGAAUACUAGCAAUCCUGAUUAUUCUGUAUCUAUAAAUUAUAUCAGUUAUGUUGCUAAUUUACCAUGGAACAAACGUACAAAUGAAACUUUAGAUUUGGAAAAAGCUAAAAAUGUAUUGAAAUCAAACCAUUAUGGCAUGGAAAAGGUGAAAAAUAGAAUACUGCAAUUCAUUGCUGUAAAGAUAUUGAACCCAGAUCGACGAGGACCUAUACUUUGUUUUAUUGGACCACCCGGUGUUGGAAAGACAUCUAUCGCUAAAGCUAUUGCCAGUUCAUUAAAUCGAACUUUUAAAAGAAUAUCACUAGGUGGUAUAAACAGCUAUUCAGAUAUUAAAGGACACAGAAGAACAUAUGUCGGAGCUAUGCCUGGUUGUAUAAUUCAAGCAGUUAAUCAAGCAAAAACUAACAAUCCUAUUAUUUUAUUGGACGAAAUUGAUAAGAUGUAUAAAGGUUCAAGUGGUGAUCCCGCUGCAGCAUUAUUAGAAGUUUUAGAUCCUGAACAAAAUAACUCAUUUGUUGAUUCAUAUAUUAACUUGCCCUUUGAUGUCAGUCAAGUUAUGUUUAUUUCAACAGCCAAUAGUGCUGCUGAUAUACCACAGACAUUGCGUGAUCGAAUGGAAAUAAUUUAUUUGGAAGGAUACACACAAGAAGAAAAAAUGCAAAUUGCAGAAAUUUAUUUGAUUCCCAAGAUACUUAAAGAUCAUAAUAUGAAUGAAUUACAGAUAUUUAUUUGCAAAAAUACUAUAAAAGAUAUAAUUCAAAAAUAUACUAAAGAAUCUGGUGUACGAGAAUUGCAGCGUAAACUUGAAGUUAUUUGUCAUUAUAUUGCUGUAGACAUAGUUGAGAAUGGUGAUAAAAUAUUAAAAAACUAUGUGAUCACGCCAGAAUUAUUAUUGAAUAUUCUUGAUAGUGAAUUAUAUAAUGUGAAAAAUGCACUGGUAGAAGAAAGUUGUAAUAGAAUAGGUGUUGCCAUAGGAAUGGCAUGGUCCCCAGUCGGUGGGAAGGUUCAAAUUAUUGAAGCAACUAAAUUGUACUCGAGUAAUGUGAAAAAUCGGCUAGUCCUGACUGGUUUAGCUGGCCAGACUCUAAAAGAAUCAGUUUUAAUAGCAAAGCAUUGGAUACAAUCGUUUGUAAAAAAAAAUGAAGUAAACAUCGACGAUUUCUGUGUUCAUGUUCACUUACCUACAGGGGGAAUUCCAAAAGAUGGACCUUCUGCUGGCAUUACAAUUGUUUGUGCAUUAAUCUCUCUUUUCUGGAAAAUACCUUUGAGGCCAAUGAUUGCCAUGACAGGAGAAAUAUCAUUGAAUGGAUAUGUAUUGCCUGUGGGUGGUGUGAAAGAAAAAAUUUCAGCGGCCUACAACUCAAAUAUUAGAACUGUCAUCAUACCUGACCCUAACAUGAAAGAUUUAAAAACAAUACCUAACAAUAUCAGAGAGGAUUUAAAUAUUAUCCCAGUGAAACAUUUAGAGGAAGUAUUGGAUAUUGUUAUUCCUGGAGGAUUGGCAACACUAAAAAAUCCAUCAUUUACAACGAUGGAAAUAUGUAAACUUUAGUCCAAGAGUUACUUAACUAUUAUUCAUUAUUUUUAUUAUUUUAAUCAAUACUAUGUGGCAUAAGUUGUGUCAAAUUUUAAGGUUUGAAAAAUAUCUCAGGUAUGCGGAGGGCUUUGUCCGCCCCAUCCCACGGCUCAAUAAGUUUUACCACUUAAAACCCCAGUAUAUUUUAGGGGUCGCAAGUGCAAACCCUUGUGACCUCCAGCUUAUGCCACAGAUGUAUUAUAUAAGAAAAAUGUUUUAGUAUUAAUAAAUUACUUAAUUAAAACAAUUGAAUGGACUAUUAUAAAAUAAUCAUCAGGUAGUUAUUGCCGAUGUUUAAUAAAUAAAAAAUUUUACUUUUUGGAAUUUUAA